This is a messenger RNA of Diatraea saccharalis (sugarcane borer), 306 nucleotides long. The record is from the annotation of a GenBank genome assembly. Lineage: Eukaryota; Metazoa; Arthropoda; Insecta; Lepidoptera; Crambidae.
AUGAUCGACAGGAGAUCGCUGUGUCAGCACCGCGCAGAACGCCUAAUAGCCACAUUACCAUUCCGAGUCGAUGGCGAGAGCGACCGCCGACCGCCUUGUGAAUAUGCAAACCUGAAUUACUCAAUACAAGUAACAAGUAAGUUACGCGGCGAGCUCACCGGCCAAUCUUCAUCAAUGCAAAUCACGUUGUCGACUCGUCAACCCAAUUACCAAGAAGUGAAUUUAAAUAAAGAUAAGUAUCGCCCUCGAGGAGACAAUGCUAAUAGGAGCGAGGCUGUAAUGGGCGCCGACUGGGGAGCGCGGUAG